Molecule: messenger RNA, 2205 nt
Organism: Acanthosepion pharaonis
Lineage: Eukaryota; Metazoa; Mollusca; Cephalopoda; Sepiida; Sepiidae
Source: the annotation of a GenBank genome assembly
AUGACCGUUAGCGCGCUGAUCUCGCACGUUAGCAAAAUGGCCGGUGACAACGAAAAUGAAGGGGAAGUUUUUGCCUUCCAGGCAGAAAUUGCUCAGUUGAUGAGCUUGAUCAUCAACACUUUUUAUUCAAAUAAAGAAAUCUUUCUGCGAGAAUUGAUCUCCAAUGCCUCUGACGCCCUCGACAAGAUCCGUUACGAAUCUCUUACUGACCCUUCCAAAUUGGACAGUGGAAAGGAUUUGUUUAUCAAGAUUGUCCCCAACAAAGAAGACAACACCCUGACCCUUAUUGACACUGGCAUUGGAAUGACCAAGGCUGAUAUGGUGAAUAACUUGGGAACCAUUGCCAAGUCUGGCACGAAGGCUUUUAUGGAGGCUCUUCAGUCUGGCGCUGACAUUUCUAUGAUUGGUCAGUUUGGUGUUGGUUUCUAUUCGGCUUACCUUGUGGCUGACAAGGUGGUUGUGGAAUCCAAACACAAUGACGAUGACCAACACACCUGGGAAUCUUCUGCCGGCGGCACCUUUACCAUCAAAAAUUCUACCUCCGAGUCUAUGGGCCGUGGUACGAAGAUAGUGCUGCACUUGAAAGAAGAUCAAUUGGAUUAUUUGGAUGAAAAGCGCAUCAAGGAAGUAGUGAAGAAACACAGCCAGUUUAUUGGUUACCCCAUAAAACUUUUGGUUGAGAAAGAACGAACCAAAGAAGUGUCAGAUGAUGAAGAGGAGGAGGAAGAAGAGAAGAAAGAAGAAAAGAAGGAAGAUGAAGAAGACGAAGACAAAAUCAAAAUUGAAGAUGUAGAGGAUGAAGAGGAAGGAAAAGAAAAAAAGAAGAAAAAGAAGAGUAUUAAAGAAAAAUAUUUGGAAGAUGAAGAACUAAACAAAACCAAACCAAUUUGGAGCAGGAAUCCUGAUGAUGUGAAGAAUGAGGAAUAUGGUGAAUUUUACAAAUCUCUGACGAAUGAUUGGGAAGAACAUUUGGCUGUCAAGCAUUUUUCUGUUGAAGGUCAGCUUGAGUUCCGCGCUUUGUUGUUUGUCCCAAAGAGAGCGCCAUUUGAUAUGUUUGAAAACAAGAAAAAGAAGAAUAACAUCAAAUUGUAUGUUCGCCGAGUGUUCAUCAUGGACAAUUGUGAGGACUUGAUUCCUGAAUAUCUCAACUUUAUCAAGGGAGUUGUCGACUCUGAAGAUUUGCCUUUGAAUAUUUCUCGUGAAACUCUGCAACAGAGCAAGAUCUUGAAAGUGAUCCGCAAACAUCUGGUGAAGAAGAGCAUUGAAUUGUUUGAAUCCCUGACUGAAAACAAGGAAGAAUACAAGAAAUUCUAUGAACAAUUCUCCAAGAACAUCAAGCUUGGAAUCCAUGAAGAUCAUACCAACAGGAAGAAGUUGGCAGAGUUCCUGAGAUACCACACUUCAAGCUCUGGCGAUGAAGUUGUCUCUCUGAAAGAAUACGUUUCUCGCAUGAAGCCAGAACAAAAAAGCAUUUAUUACAUUACUGGUGAAAGCAAGGAAGCUGUGAAGAAUUCUGCUUUUGUUGAGAAAGUAAAGAAAUCUGGCUGUGAAGUUCUGUACAUGGUGGACCCAAUUGAUGAAUAUGCUGCUCAACAAUUGAAGGAAUUUGAUGGCAAAAAUCUGGUGUGUGUAACCAAAGAAGGUUUGGAAUUGCCAGAAGAUGAGGAAGCCAAGAAGAAAUUUGAAGAAGCCAAAACUGAAUAUGAAAGUUUAUGCAAAGUGAUCAAGGACAUCCUCGAGAAGAAAGUGGAAAAGGUUGUUGUUUCCAAUCGACUUGUCGAAUCUCCUUGCUGCAUUGUAACCAGUCAAUAUGGUUGGUCGGCCAACAUGGAACGUAUCAUGAAGGCCCAGGCACUCAGGGAUACGUCAACAAUGGGAUACAUGGCAGCCAAGAAGCACUUGGAAAUUAACCAUGAACACCCAAUCAUCAAGGCUUUGAAACAGAAAGUAGAUGCUGAUAAGAAUGACAAAACUGUGAAAGACUUUAUUAAUUUAAUGUAUGAAACCUCGUUGUUGGCUUCUGGCUUCAAUCUUGAAAACCCACAAUCUCAUGCAAAGAGAAUUAAUCGUAUGAUUAGAUAUGGACUUGGUUUGGAUGAUGAAGAGGAAACUGAAACUGCUGAGGCUGCUGAAACUGCUGAGGCCUCUGAUAUGCCUCCUUUGGAAGAUGAUGAUGAUGAGUCAAAAAUGGAAGAAGUUGAUUAA